Penaeus monodon (black tiger shrimp) is the source of this 6266-nucleotide messenger RNA. Its product is annotated as DNA-directed RNA polymerase II subunit RPB1-like. Lineage: Eukaryota; Metazoa; Arthropoda; Malacostraca; Decapoda; Penaeidae. Gene Ontology annotation, cellular component: RNA polymerase II, core complex. Gene Ontology annotation, biological process: transcription by RNA polymerase II. Gene Ontology annotation, molecular function: DNA binding. The record is from RefSeq and is a predicted model, not a curated record.
GGCAAGUAAAUAAAUUGAUUCACAUUUCAGGAGACUGCUGAGUUUGGACCUCACGAACUGAAGCCAUCUCCAAGAUGGCGAUGGAAAGCAAAGCUCCCCUGCGGACUGUCCGCAGGAUACAGUUUGGCAUUCUGAGUCCAGAUGAAAUUCGUCGAAUGUCAGCUACUGAGGGAGGUAUCAAAUAUGCAGAAGUUUAUGAAAAUGGUCGGCCAAAGUUGGGUGGCUUGAUGGAUCCUCGUCAGGGCUGCCUGGAUAGGAAUACACGUUGUACAACAUGUGCUGGGAACAUGACAGAUUGUCCAGGGCAUUUUGGACACUUGGACUUGGCAAAACCAGUCUAUCAUGUUGGAUUCUUGACUAAAACAAUGAAAAUUUUGCGUUGUGUUUGUUUCUACUGCAGUAAACUUCUUUUCAAUGCACAAUACCCUAAAAUCAGAGAAAUUGUCACUAAGUCAAAGGGUCAACCCCGCAAGCGUCUUCAGCAUGUUUACAACCUGUGCAAAGGCAAAAUGAUUUGUGAGGGAGGAGAUGAGAUUGAUGUGGGCAAGGACCCCGAUGAUCCUGGCGCUCUGAAGAAAGGGGCAGGCCAUGGAGGUUGUGGCCGCUACCAGCCCAAUAUUAAGAGAAUUGGCCUUGAAUUGAUUGCUGAGUGGAAGCAUACCAAUGAAGAUACACAGGAGAAGAAGCAGACCCUGAGUGCUGAGCGGGUUUAUGAGAUUUUCAAACACAUUACAGAUGAGGAAUGCUACUUGCUUGGUAUGGAUCCCAAGUAUGCUCGCCCUGACUGGAUGAUCUUGACUGUUUUACCUGUACCACCACUGCCUGUACGACCAGCUGUAGUAAUGCAUGGGUCUGCUCGUAACCAGGAUGAUUUAACGCACAAACUGGCAGAUAUCAUCAAGGCAAACAAUGAGCUUAUCCGCAAUGAACAGGCUGGUGCUGCUGCCCAUAUCAUUGUUGAGAACCUGAAGAUGCUACAGUUCCAUGUGGCUACACUGACAGACAAUGACAUGCCUGGAUUGCCAAGAGCCCUGCAGAAGUCUGGAAGGCCACUCAAAGCCAUCAAGGCCAGGUUGAAGGGUAAGGAAGGAAGGAUUCGAGGCAACCUCAUGGGUAAGCGUGUGGACUUCUCUGCACGAACUGUCAUCACAGCUGACCCCAAUCUGCGCAUUGAUCAGGUUGGCGUCCCUCGGUCAAUUGCUCAGAAUCUCACCUAUCCUGAAAUUGUCACACCAUUCAACAUGACCAAAAUGAUGGAACUUGUAAAGAGAGGAAACAACCAAUAUCCUGGUGCCAAAUACAUUGUCCGUGACAAUGGAGCACGUAUUGACCUGAGGUAUCACCCCAAGCCCUCUGAUCUCCAUCUGCAGUGUGGCUACAAGGUGGAAAGGCAUAUCACAGAUGGUGAUUUGGUUAUUUUCAACCGACAGCCAACUCUGCAUAAAAUGUCUAUGAUGGGCCACAGAGUGAAGGUGCUACCAUGGUCCACUUUCCGAAUGAACUUGUCGGUAACGUCACCUUACAACGCUGAUUUUGACGGGGAUGAGAUGAAUCUUCACGUGCCGCAGAGCAUGGAAACGAGAGCAGAGAUUGAAAACCUUCACGUGACACCUCGCAUGAUCAUCACCCCACAGGCCAACAAACCUGUCAUGGGUAUUGUGCAGGAUACACUUACCGCUGUCAGAAAGAUGACUAAACGCGAUGUUUUCCUAGAGAAGUCUGAGAUGAUGAACUUGCUCAUGUUCUUGCCCAUCUGGGACGGUCGCAUGCCCCAGCCUGCAAUCCUGAAACCACGACCACUGUGGACCGGCAAGCAGCUCUUUUCACUCAUCAUUCCUGGAAACCUAAACCUAAUCAAGACUCACUCAACUCACCCUGAUGAUGAGGACGAUGGACCAUACAAGUGGAUAUCCCCAGGUGACACCAAGGUAUUGGUGGAGCACGGAGAGCUAGUGAUGGGUAUUUUAUGCAAGAAAACCCUUGGAGCCUCAUCUGGUUCUAUGUUGCACGUUGCUUGGAUGGAAUUGGGACAUGAAAUUGCAGGAAGAUUCUAUGGUAACAUUCAGACUGUCAUCAACAACUGGCUACUUCUAGAGGGCAUGAGCAUUGGCAUUGGAGACACCAUUUCUGAUCCUGCGACCUACAGAAUUAUUCAGGACACCAUCCGCAAAGCCAAGGAAGAUGUAAUAGAGGUGAUUCACAAAGCCCAUAAUGACGAGCUUGAGCCAACUCCAGGUAAUACUUUGAGGCAGACUUUCGAGAACCAAGUAAACAGGAUUCUGAAUGAUGCUCGAGACAAAACUGGAGGAUCGGCCAAGAAGUCGCUCACAGAAUACAACAAUCUAAAGGCUAUGGUAGUGUCAGGGUCAAAGGGAUCCAACAUUAAUAUUUCUCAGGUUAUUGCCUGUGUAGGUCAACAGAACGUUGAAGGUAAAAGAAUUCCGUUUGGUUUCCGUAAAAGGACCUUGCCACAUUUCAUCAAGGAUGAUUAUGGUCCUGAAUCCAGAGGUUUCGUGGAGAAUUCAUAUCUUGCUGGUCUGACACCAUCAGAGUUCUACUUCCAUGCUAUGGGUGGUCGAGAGGGUCUGAUUGAUACUGCCGUAAAGACUGCUGAGACAGGAUACAUUCAGCGACGUUUGAUAAAAGCUAUGGAGAGCGUGAUGGUCAACUAUGAUGGAACAGUAAGAAACAGUGUGAGUCAGGUGAUUCAGCUGAGGUAUGGUGAAGACGGCCUGGCAGGUGAAUAUGUAGAAUUCCAGAAGAUGCCUACAGUUAAACUCUCAAACAGACGUUUUGAAGACAAAUACAGAUUUGAUGUGACCAAUGAAAGGUACUUGCGGCGACUAUUCAACGAAGAGGUUGUCCGUGAGCUAAUUGGGUCCCCAGUUGCCAUCAAUGUUCUUGAAGAAGAAUGGCAAAAACUCCAAGAAGACAGAGUUGGUCUUCGGCAGGUGUUCCCUAAGGGAGACACAAAGGUGGUGUUGCCAUGCAAUUUGGAAAGAAUGAUUUGGAAUGUACAGAAGAUUUUCCACAUCAAUAAGCGCACACCAACUGACUUAAACCCAGUAAGGGUAGUUGAAGGUGUGAGGGAAAUGUUGGCAAAGUGUAACAUUGUGACGGGUGAAGAUCGUAUCAGUCUGCAGGCCAACGAGAACGCUACCUUCCUUUUCCAGUGCUUAGUGCGAUCAACACUGUGCACUAAGAAGGUUGCAGAAGAAUAUAAACUAACCUCUGAAUCCUUCAACUGGCUUGUUGGUGAAAUUGAGACUAGAUUUCAUCAAGCAAUUGCCAAUCCUGGAGAGAUGGUCGGAGCACUGGCUGCACAGUCCCUUGGUGAACCUGCCACUCAGAUGACACUGAACACUUUCCAUUUUGCUGGUGUGUCCUCCAAGAAUGUAACCCUUGGUGUACCCAGGCUGAAGGAAAUUAUCAACAUUAGUAAAAAACCUAAGGCUCCAUCCCUCACUGUGUUCUUGGUGGGAGCUUCUGCCCGAGAUGCUGAGAAAGCCAAAAAUGUCCUUUGUCGACUGGAACACACAACAUUACGCAAGGUGACAUCCAACACUGCCAUCUACUAUGACCCAGACCCACAAAACACAUGCAUUACAGAGGAUCAAGAAUUUGUUAAUGUGUAUUAUGAGAUGCCUGACUUUGAUGUCUCUAGAAUUUCCCCAUGGCUGCUACGUAUUGAACUUGACCGCAAGAAAAUGACAGAUAAGAAAUUGACCAUGGAACAGAUCUCCCAAAAGAUCAAUUCAGGUUUUGGAGAUGACUUGAAUUGCAUCUUCAAUGACGACAAUGCUGAGAAGCUUGUACUCCGUAUCCGUAUUAUUGUUGGUGAUGAUAAAUUAGCUGAUGAUGCUGAGGAACAGGUGGACAAAAUGGAGGAUGACACAUUCUUGAGAUGCAUUGAAGCCAACAUGCUUAAUGAUUUGACUCUCCAAGGCAUUGAAGCUAUCACCAAAGUGUAUAUGCACUUGCCUCAGACUGAUGAAAAGAAACGAAUCAUUGUAAAUGAUCAAGGUGAGUUUAAGGCAAUUGCAGAAUGGCUGUUGGAAACUGACGGAACUGCACUCAUGAAGGUACUCUCAGAACGUGAUGUCGAUCCAGUAAGAACAUCCUCCAACGAUAUCUUGGAAGUAUUUGAGGUCCUUGGUAUUGAGGCCGUGCGAAAGUGUAUUGAGAAGGAGAUGAAUGCUGUGCUUAUGUUCUAUGGUCUGUACGUGAACUACCGUCAUCUCGCUUUGCUUUGUGAUGUUAUGACAAGCAAGGGCCAUCUUAUGGCUAUCACCCGUCACGGCAUCAACAGACAAGACACUGGAGCCCUGAUGAAGUGCUCCUUCGAAGAGUCUGUUGACGUGUUGAUGGAGGCUGCUUCGUGUGCCGAGGUUGACCCCGUUCGAGGCGUGUCUGAAAACAUCAUGCUGGGACAGCUGCCGAAGAUCGGCUCUGGCUCGUUCGAUCUCGUGUUGGAUGACGAGAAGUGCAAGAUGGGAAUGGAGAUUCCUAUGCCGGGAGCAGGCAUGAUGAUGGGUGGAGGCAUCUUCGGUGCUGCAUCACCAUCGUCUGGUAUGACCCCAGCCCAGACCCCAUGGGCUUCAGGAGCGACCCCAUCCAUGUCACCGUAUGGUGCUUGGACACCUGGUGUAGGAAGUGGCAUGACUCCAGGAGGACCGGCUUUCUCUCCUGCAGCAGCCAGCGAGACAACAGGCUUGUCACCUGGGUAUUCUCCAGCUUGGUCGCCUCAGCCUGGAAGUCCGGGGUCCCCAGGGGGUAUGAGCCCAUACUUCCCAAGCCCUGCUACGGCUCUCUCGCCAUCCUACUCGCCAUCCUCUCCGGCGUAUCAGCCCACGUCGCCAAGCAUGACGCCGGCGUCUCCGGGCUACUCCCCGACUUCCCCCACAUACAGUCCAACCAGCCCACAGUACUCACCGACUUCCCCACAAUACUCCCCGACCAGUCCCUCCUAUUCCCCAACCUCCCCAUCAUACAGCCCCACAUCUCCUUCUUACUCCCCAACCUCACCAUCCUACUCCCCGACAUCACCUUCAUAUUCCCCUACAUCUCCUUCCUAUUCUCCCACAUCACCCUCCUACUCCCCAACCUCUCCCUCCUAUUCCCCAACAAGUCCCUCAUAUUCCCCAACCUCUCCAAGUUACAGUCCAACUUCCCCGUCCUAUUCUCCUACCAGCCCCUCUUAUUCACCCACGUCCCCCUCAUACUCCCCUACCAGCCCCUCAUAUUCCCCUACAUCCCCGAGCUAUGCUCCCAACUAUUCCCCAUCCUCACCUGGAUAUUCCCCUACAUCUCCAUCCUACUCCCCUACCAGUCCUUCAUAUUCCCCCAGCUCACCCCAAUACUCCCCAGCAUCACCCUCCUACUCGCCUUCCUCUCCCAAGUAUUCCCCAACCAGCCCCAACUAUUCCCCAACCAGCCCGACCUAUUCUCCGGGUUCACCCUCCUAUUCCCCCAGCUCUCCGAAGUAUUCCCCAACGAGCCCCACAUAUUCCCCCACCUCCCCGUCCUACUCGCCUUCCUCCCCCAAAUAUUCCCCCACCUCACCCAACUACUCGCCCUCCUCACCCAAGUACUCCCCGACCUCGCCCACGUACAGUCCCUCCAGUCCUCAAUACAGUCCAUCGAGUCCCAAGUACUCGCCAACCUCCCCGACGUACAGCCCUUCCAGCCCCAAGUACAGCCCCACCAGUCCUACGUACAGCCCCACCACCCCCGGCUACAGCCCGACCUCCCCGCUCUAUUCCCCAAGCUACGAGGAGGACGAGGAAGAGCAGCGAAGGAAGCAGAAGAAGAAGUCCAAGCGCUAAACACCGGGUGUUGAGCAUAGUGCAGGAACUGUCCAAAUAUAUUCCUUUAUUUUAGUGCUAUUGUUCGAGCUGCUACUUUUCUGUGCUUAAGAGUGAUUGUUAUUUUACUUCUUCAGUUUCUAAACAAGAAAGCGUAUUUAUAUACUAGAAGGGAUUGAUGCUCCCUAAACCUUUAAAAAGUUUUCGUAACAAGUUAGUUACAUUAUUUUUAUUUGUAUAAAUAAUGGACAUUGUAAGCAUAACCAGGAUGAAUGUAUUUUUAUCCAUGAAGUGUAUUCAACAUGUAUUUUUGUCUUUACCUGCCGUCUUGCAGUUUGCUGCUUGGUCAGAUUUACCGAGAUUUUUAAAUAGAAAAGCUAUAUCAAUAAAAGCUUUGUGUAACACGGGCAUGGUAUCUCCAUAAUAUGUAGAAUUGAUAUUCAACAAAGGAAAGAUCCAAAA